Messenger RNA from Microplitis mediator, 1056 nucleotides. RefSeq names its product prion-like-(Q/N-rich) domain-bearing protein 25. The record is from RefSeq and is a predicted model, not a curated record. NCBI's taxonomy places the organism in Eukaryota, Metazoa, Arthropoda, Insecta, Hymenoptera, Braconidae. The transcript has 5 exons. The coding region runs from base 1 to 1056 and encodes 351 amino acids.
AUGUUGCGGCAUUACAAUCGUGAUAUAACUGAAGUUGUUAGCACGCCUGAGUUGGAUGGUUCGUGUGUCAGUGAUGAAGAUUGCAGCGAAAUACAGCAUGCUAAAUGUUCGGAACAAAAAAAAUGUGUUUGUCGACCAAAUAAUAUCAGAAUCAAUGACACACACUGUGCACCGCCAUUAGGAGCAUUUUGUUGGAAAGACGAAAAGUGCGCAACUAAUAAUGCUGUUUGUAUAGACAACGAAUGCCAAUGUAGCAAACAGCAUAUCCAAAAUAAUAAUCAAUGCAUACUAAUUUAUUUGGGUAUUCAAUGUGAAGGCGACUCAUUUUGUCAGCGAUUUAUAAAUCAUUCCAAAUGUUCUGAGAGUGGAAAAUGUGUAUGCGACUCUAAUGACUAUAUAAUAGAUAAUAAUGCAUGCGUACCAAAGUUUAACGCAUAUUGUUUCACUGAUGAACCUUGUGCGACACACAACGCCAUGUGUAUUGAUAAUAAAUGUCAGUGUAAGCCUAAUCAUAUCUUUCGAGGAUCUCAAUGUUUUCCAAUCCAUUUGUUCGAAGAAUGUAAUACGCAUAGAGAUUGUCAUGAAAUCGAAUUUGCAAAGUGCUCGGAUUUGCAUCAAUGUAUUUGCAGAGAUAAAUACUUACCAAUUAACAAAUCAACUUGUGCACCAAGUUUAGGUGCAGCUUGUUCAAGAAAUGCUCCAUGCAUACCAACGAAUUUAAAGUGUACUCAAAAUAAAUGCCAAUACCCUGCAAAACCUAUUAUUCUAUCGAAUAAGGAACCCACAAAGUUAGGAACUUACUGUGAAAAUGAAGAAGAUUGCAGUGAUGUCUUGCAUGCAAUAUGUCCAGCGGAAAAACGUUGUGUUUGUAGAGAACAUAAUCGUGAAUUGAAUCACACAUAUUGUGCCCCAUCGUUGGGAGCAUUUUGUUGGAAGGAAGAAAAAUGUGCAACUGAUAAUGCUACUUGUAUUGACAGUCAAUGUCAAUGCAAUGAAAAUUAUCAUCAAUCUAAUGAUCAAUGCUUGCGACGUGAGUAUGCAUUUAACGCUAUUUAA